Heterobilharzia americana is the source of this 1083-nucleotide messenger RNA. NCBI's taxonomy places the organism in Eukaryota, Metazoa, Platyhelminthes, Trematoda, Strigeidida, Schistosomatidae. The record is from the annotation of a GenBank genome assembly.
AUGUUUAACAGUGCACAAACUAAACGCUUAGUAGUUUCAUUAACCUUAGUGAUUACAGCUGGUAUAUAUGCUGACUAUUUGUCUCCUGUUAUUAUCAUCAACACAUGGCCAUUUUCGAAUGCAACAGAAGCUGGUUGGAAUAUACUCAGUCCACCUAAUUCUAAGUUGUUUGGAAAGUCAAUAGAUGCUGUUGUUGCUGCAUGUACCAAUGCUGAAGAUGAUCCAAACAUUGAAAGUGUAGGCUUUGGAUGUUCACCUGAUGAAAAUGGGCAUACUUUAUUAGAUGCAAUGGUAAUGGAUGGUAAAACAAUGGAGGUUGGAGCAGUUGCAUCAAUGCCUGAAAUUCGACAAGCAUCUCAAGUUGCGCGUGAUGUCUUAUUCAGUACAAAACAUACAUUAUUAGUUGGACCACUUGCAGCAGAAUUUGCAAAAUCACGAGGGUAUGUACCAGUUUCACUGGAUACUCCUAAAUCACAUGAUUUAUGGUUAAAAUGGCAACAGAAUAACUGUCAACCAAAUUUUCGUAAGCCAGCAGCUUGGAUUCCAGAUUCAACAAAAUCAUGUGGACCAUACAGUCCAAAGCAGUCGGAUACCAAUUCAUUCAAGAGCCAAGGCCGAAACACUGUCAAAUUAGAUAUCCACAACCAUGAUACAAUUGGUGUAAUUGCACUGGAUGCAUACGGAUCAAUGGCUGUUGGUACGUCAACAAGUGGAUCAACAUAUAAAAUCCCUGGACGAGUUGGAGAUUCACCAAUUCCUGGAGCUGGUGGUUACGUUGUAAAUAAUAUUGGAGGUGCUGUUGCAACUGGUGAUGGUGAUCUUUUAAUGCGUUAUCUUUUAAGUUUUCAAGUUGUGAAUUAUCUUCGUCAAGGUGUCGGUCCAACUGAAGCUUGUAAAAGAGCCUUAGAAAGUGUAAAGUCACAAGAAAAGUGGUAUGGAGCUUUAGUUGCACUUACAAGUCACGGUGAACAUGGAUCAGCUUGUGUUGGCUUCGAAGAUUUUAACUACAGUGUUCGAGCUUCAUGGCUUGGAAAUCAAACUCAUAUCAUUCAUGUGCCUUGUAAAGAUUCAGAUGAACCUUGA